AUGGAGAAGACAGUCAAUAAACAAACUGAAAACUCCAUGAGGACUAUGACGUUGAUGCUGUUAUUCACAAUUUUAUCACCAGCAGCAGUCCAUUGUUUAUCAUUAACCAUGACACAAGAAAAUAGCACUGAAGUGACUGAGUUCUUUCUUCUAGGAUUUGGUGCACAACAUGAGUUUCGGUAUGCUCUCUUCGUUGUAUUUCUGGUCAUCUAUGUGACCUCUAUGGUGGGUAAUAUCGGAAUGAUUCUGCUCAUCAAGACAGAUUCCAGACUUCGAACACCCAUGUACUUCUUCCUACAACAUUUGGCUUUUGUUGAUAUCUGCUAUACCUCUGCUAUCACUCCCAAGAUGCUGCAGAACUUCAUAGUAGGAAAUAUAUCAAUAUCAUUCAGGGGCUGUGUUAUGCAAUUACUGGUUUACGCAACAUUCGCAACCAGUGACUGUUACCUCCUGGCGGCUAUGGCAGUGGACCGUUAUGUGGCCAUCUGUAACCCACUUCACUAUCCCAUUGUCAUGUCCCGAAGAGUCUGCAUCCAUUUGGUAGCUGGCUCAUACGUCAUGGGCUCCAUAAAUGCUUCUGUGCACACAGGUUUUACAUUUUCAUUGUCUUUCUGCAAGUCCAAUGCCAUCAAUCACUUUUUUUGUGAUGUUCCACCAAUCCUCUCCCUUUCAUGCUCCAACACUGACAUCAACAUUAGGCUACUUGCUGUCUUUGUGGGAUUUAACUUGAUGUCCACUGUGCUGGUUGUCAUCUUUUCCUACAUCUCUAUCAUGGUUGCCAUCCUAAAGAUGUCUUCUACCACCGGGAGGAAAAAAGCCUUCUCCACGUGUGCCUCCCACCUGACAACAGUCACCAUUUUCUAUGGGACCCUAUCAUACAUGUACCUACAGCCUCAUUCUAGCAAUUUCCAGGAGAAUAUGAAAGUGGCUUCUGUAUGUUAUGGCAUUAUGAUUCCCAUGUUGAACCCCCUGAUCUAUAGUUUGAGGAAUAAGGAAGUAAAGGAAGCUCUAAAAGUGAUGGGGGAAAAGAUCCUCUAGAUUGGACCCCAAUUCAGCACAUCAAGGCAUCCA
This is a messenger RNA of Myotis myotis, 1071 nucleotides long. Its product is annotated as putative olfactory receptor 5AK3. The coding region runs from base 1 to 1038 and encodes 345 amino acids. Gene Ontology annotation, cellular component: membrane. Lineage: Eukaryota; Metazoa; Chordata; Mammalia; Chiroptera; Vespertilionidae. Gene Ontology annotation, biological process: G protein-coupled receptor signaling pathway; sensory perception of smell. The record is from RefSeq and is a predicted model, not a curated record. Gene Ontology annotation, molecular function: G protein-coupled receptor activity; olfactory receptor activity; odorant binding. The transcript is spliced from 3 exons.